AUGACCUCUUCAUGUCGCGACUGUGAUCGCGGUUCACAUCGGUGUGACGGAUGUCGUCGACUAUUUUGCAACACUCAUUUUUCAGAACAUCAACGCAGUUUAAAUCAACAAUUGGAUAAUUUAACCUCUGAAUAUUCGAAUUUGAAACAAGCUGUUGCUCUUCCACCAUCAUAUGAAAGUCUAACAGAAGAUACGGAACUUAUAAAUACAAUCGAUCGAUGGGAAGGUGAUAUUAUUCGACAAGUUAAACAAGUAGCUGAAGCUGCAAGAGAAAAAAUUCGUUGUCGAUCAAAUACUGCAGUAACUGAACGAUUUCGACCUGAAUUUGAACAAUUCACUGAAGAAUUGCAGCAGAUUCAACGAACAAAUCAUGCAUUCGAGCCAGAUAUUCAACGAUUGAUGACAAAAUUAAAUCGCUUCAAGUUAGAAGUUCAAGAUUCUCUCAUGAGUACAGCUGAAAUUAAAACAACACCAGUCGAUUGGACACAAUACUUUCAGCUUGCCAUGAAACAACACACAUUACAACGGUAUCAACAAGAUCUUCAUUUAGAUCGCUUGUUAACAGCACGGCCACGAAUAAGUAUAGAUGCUAGAGGCGCCGAUUGGCAUAUUUUAGGAAAACCUUCACCAAAAAAUUCAGUAUUCCUUCACUAUCAACAUACAAAGAAGAACAAACGCUUGUUAACUGUGAGUGUUGAUGGUCAACAAAAGCUAAUACCAUGGUAUGAAGAUCAAUCAAUAUGGGACAGUUGUUGGUCAUCGUUUCUCAACAAAUUCGUUAUAUUAGCUGAUAAUCGACUCUACACAUAUGAUGAUGAGAUUGUAACGUCGGAUUCGAUGCAAAGAAUCGAAGCAGUCAAACCAAAACGAGAUAGAAUGGAGUUUCUUCGUUGUGCCUGUUCAGGUGAAACACUUUUCAUUACCUAUGAUGAACGUAACAGUUCGAUUGAUGAAUACAAUAUGAGUUCUUGGGCGAUUGCUCAUCGAUAUGAAAAUAUUAUUAAACAAAAUAAUAUUAUUAUCGGCAUUGCUAUAUCAGAAACGAAUUCUAAUUUAAUUGGCAUGACAAUUCUUAACGAACGACAUAACUGGCAUUUUGAAUUAAGAGAUCGAUCAAUGCUACUCGUUUCAUCGGUACAACUUGACAAUAGUGAAUUUAAUCGAAGAUUGAUAUCACUUUCGAAUUCGUCUAUGAAUUGGCUUAUAAUUCAUACUGGAUCAGCAUUUUUCACAAUUCUGGACGAAAAUGCGGAAGGAAAACGAAUGAUACAAUGUGCUGAAAAUAUUGAUUUAGCUACAUAUUUCGCUAAGGAAAAUUGUUUGGCUGUUUUGACUCAGAAAAGUAAACUGAAUUUUUUUGAUUUGUAA
Rotaria socialis is the source of this 1368-nucleotide messenger RNA. The record is from the annotation of a GenBank genome assembly. NCBI's taxonomy places the organism in Eukaryota, Metazoa, Rotifera, Eurotatoria, Philodinida, Philodinidae.